This is a messenger RNA of Theobroma umbraticum, 489 nucleotides long. NCBI's taxonomy places the organism in Eukaryota, Viridiplantae, Streptophyta, Magnoliopsida, Malvales, Malvaceae. The record is from RefSeq and is a predicted model, not a curated record.
GUAAGCGGAAACAACAACUAUCUCAAGAAAUCUGAAAUUCGAAAGCAAAGGCUUAUUGAGAAUAUAAAAAACUCAAGGCAUCUAGCAAACUCGGAUGAGAUCUGAUUUUUGAGUGGCACUGAGUUAACAUUCAUCGUUGUUACACCUAUCAAAACCUUCGAUGGAUUUGACACCUCAACAGCUUAGCCAAUUCAAUGGCACCGACCCAUCAAAGUUCAUCUACCUUGCAAUCAAAGGCGCUAUCUAGGAUGUCACCGGCAAAUCCUUCAGCAAUCCUAGCCACGCCUACGCCUUGGUCGUAGGCAAAGGCGCCAGUAGAGCACUUGCAAAAAUGAGCAAGAACAUAGAAUAUGUUUGCCCCAAUCUCGAUGGCCUCUCUGGUAAGGAGAUCGUUGUCCUUAAUGAUUGGGUCAAGAAAUUUGAACCUAAGUAUCCCGUUGUUGGUCGUUUUGUUGUCUCUUGAAUUUGCAGCCACUCAUUUCAAAUCAC